Dendronephthya gigantea is the source of this 979-nucleotide messenger RNA. RefSeq names its product protein rogdi homolog. The record is from RefSeq and is a predicted model, not a curated record. NCBI's taxonomy places the organism in Eukaryota, Metazoa, Cnidaria, Anthozoa, Malacalcyonacea, Nephtheidae. The transcript is spliced from 12 exons. The coding region runs from base 13 to 873 and encodes 286 amino acids. Gene Ontology annotation, cellular component: RAVE complex.
UUAGGAAACAAGAUGGCGGCGACAACGAGUGAGGAAGAAGAGUUAAGAGUUAUGAGACUGGAGCUUCAAUGGCUUUUGGAAAAACAAGUCCCCUCCAUUUUGAGAAAAGUUGAAAGUGUUUUAAAGGCGUGUGAUGAAACAUUCAACGAAAAACCUCAAAAGAAAUCGGAGGACGGCUCUGAAAAACCAGAUAAAUUCUUGCUCAAAACACCUAGUAUUGACGUUCUGAAAGGCUACGUGACAGUAAAUGGCGACUCUAUUACGAAUGCUGAGCUGAAGUUGAAAGUGCCCAAAAUAGCGAAUGGUAAUAUUCACACGUAUAUCAAGGAAGGGCAUCCAUGGAGACUAAGUCAAGUUCAAGAUGCCAAGAACAAUCUUCAAUUGGCAAUAGAGAAGAUCAAGGAAGGUUUAGCCAUUGAGACAUUCACAACAGGAAUGCAGAUUAACGAGAUGAUGGAUGAACUGAUUAGUGACAUUUCAAGAGGAAAGGCGAGUCUGAGCGUACCAGAGAAACACACAGUUGCUGAAAUCAUGUCAAACGGAUCUUUGAAUGCCUUCAAACCAUCUCUACCCAGCGAAGUGGUGGUGAAUUUUCACGUGAACUGUCACAAGCUUAUUUUCACUAUUUACGUUCUAAACACGUUAUCAGUACCGCCACCUCCUUCACAUUCACAGAAAUCUCACGUGAACAGCAACAAGAUUUCUUCCGUUUUUGAACAUGGUGGAAAAUGGUUUGAAAUAAUCAACCGUUUUGAGGUUGAAUGUGUCGUAUCUUGGCUGGAGGACGCCUUCAGGUUGAUAGCAAUAGCACUCCAGUUAUGCCAGCAGAUCAAAGAUAAGGUUGGCGUUUUUUCAAGAAUAACAGAAGAAUAAUUGAUUGGUAUUCUCGGAUGAGAAACCUAACUUUCUAAUCACAUGAUGAAACUAACUCGAACUAUUUUCACGGAUACAAUUAAAUAGUAGAACUGUAAAUAUUUAU